This is a messenger RNA of Cololabis saira (Pacific saury), 2102 nucleotides long. RefSeq names its product testis derived transcript (3 LIM domains) (gene tes). Gene Ontology annotation, molecular function: zinc ion binding. Bases 153 to 2087 code for a protein of 644 amino acids. Lineage: Eukaryota; Metazoa; Chordata; Actinopteri; Beloniformes; Belonidae. The transcript is spliced from 8 exons. The record is from RefSeq and is a predicted model, not a curated record.
UUGACGAACGUGUGAAUCCAGCUCCGGACCUCCGGACUGAGGGACGAAGAAAAGCUUCUGUUUUUCACUCUUUUCCUCUUCGUCGCAGUGUUUUUCAGCAGCGUUUCAGGAGACGCUCCUCCGGACGAAGUUAGCCUCGCCCUGACGGAAAGAUGGACAUCGAGAAGGAAGUGAAGAAGAUGACCCUCGGCCACGAGUUUGGCGCCGGAGCGGCUUGUUUGAAGUGCAAAGACAAGUGUGAGGGCUUCGAGCUGCACUUCUGGAGAAAAAUCUGUCGAAACUGCAAAUGUGGCCUUGCGGAGCACGAUGUGGCCAUGAACUCGGAGGAGAACAAGAAGGUGGGCAAGCUGUUCGAGGACACCAAGUACACGGGGCUCAUCGCCAAGCUGAAGACGGACCCCAGGUACCACUACCAGGGCAACAUGGUCACCAUCACCCUACCUGCCUCUUCCACCGCCUGCAUGGUCCCGCCUAGUGGCUCUGCUGCCGUCGUGGGCGCCUACGCCGCUGGGGGCUAUGGAGGGCCUGCUGGAGCACCCUAUGGAGCGUCUGCAGGAGUGUCUGCAGGAGCACCCUAUGGAGCGUCUGCAGGAGUGUCUGCAGGAGCACCUUAUGGAGCGUCUGCAGGAGUGUCUGCAGGAGCACCCUAUGGAGCGUCUGCGGGAGCACCCUAUGGAGCGUCUGCUGGAGCAUCUGCGGGAGCAUCUUAUGGAGCAUCUACUGGAGCAUCUGCAGGAGCGUCUGCAGGAGCACCCUAUGGAGUAUCUGCAGGAGUGUCUGCAGGAGCACCCUAUGGAGCGUCUGCUGGAGCGUCUGCUGCAGGUUCAGCGCCCGUCGGCCCUCGAGGCCCGGCCCCCGGGGCCACCAAUGCUGGACCAGCCAGGUUCAAAGCGCCCAUCGCCGCCCCUGGCGCCGCCGCCACCGUGGUGCCGGCCAAAGACGUGCCGGAGAAGACAGUCACCUACGAGUGGGCCCCGCCGGUGCCUAAUAAGUAUCUGGCGGUGCGCUACAUCGAGCUGCUGCCCCCCGAGAAGCGGCCCGUGGCCGGCUCCGAGGGGGCCGCCUACCGCCGGCAGCAGAUGGCCCGGCAGCUGCCCGAGCACGACCAGGACCCGGCCAAGUGCCACGAGCUGAGCCCCGCCGAGGUCAAGCAGAUGCAGCAGUUCGUCCGCAAGUACAAGGACGAGGCGCUGGGGGUGGGAGACGUGCUGCUGCCGGAGGAGCUGGCCCAGGCGCAGGCUGCCGGUGGCGCUGGAGGGCCGGCAGGAGCAGGAGCUGCUGGGGCCGGAGGGGCGGGAGCCACACCAGGGGUUGGGAGGGCCGGGGCUGCAGGGGGUUUUGGACCUGAAGCAGGAGCAGCUGGGGCAGCUGGGGCAGCUGGGGCAGCUGGGGCAGCUGGAUCGGGACCGUUUGCUGGAGCCGGAGCCGGACAGCCUGGUGCCGUCGGGCCGGCCGGAGGAGCCCUGGGAACAGCCGCCGCCGCCGGAGCCAUGAGCUCUGGACAACCACAGAAAAACUUCUCGUGCCACCAGUGCCAGCAGCCCAUGGGGCUCGGCGACCCGGCCGUCUACGCCGAGCGGGCCGGCUACGACAAGAUGUGGCACCCAGCCUGCUUCGUGUGCUGCACCUGCGGCGAGCUGCUGGUGGACAUGAUCUACUUCUGGAAGAAGGGCAAGAUGUUCUGCGGCCGCCACUACGGAGACAGCGAGAAGCCGCGCUGCGGAGGCUGCGACGAGCUCAUCUUCAGCAACGAGUACACGCAGGCGGAAGGCCAGAACUGGCACCUGAAACACUUCUGCUGCUUCGAGUGCGACUGCAUCCUGGCCGGAGAGACGUACGUCAUGGAGAAGGACAAGCCCGUCUGCAAGCCCUGCUACAUGACCAACUACGCUGUGAACUGCUCGGCCUGCCAGAACCCGGUGGACCCGGAGGCCCAGAGGGUUACGUACGGCGACCAUCACUGGCACGCCGAGCCGGAGUGCUUCAAGUGCUCCGGCUGCUCCAAGUGCCUGGUGGGCCAGCGCUUCAUGGCCGUGCAAAGCUUCCUCUUCUGCUCCGUGGAGUGCAAGAAGAAGGUCCAGGCGUAGAGGGCCGGAGCCAGA